ACAACAACCACAGCAGCUUCAACAACAGGCACUGGCACAGAGGCCACAACUACCACCGCUGCUUCAACAACAUCCAAAGUUGCAGGAACAACAACCACAGAGUCAUUGACAACAACCACAGCAGCUUCAACAACAGGCACUGGCACAGAGGCCACAACUACCACCGCUGCUCCAACAACAUCCACAGUUGCAGGAACAACAACCACAGAGUCAUUGACAACAACCACAGCUGCGUCAACAACAGGCACAGAGGCCACAACCACCACCGCUGCUGCCACAACUACUACAACUGCACCCACAACAGCCACAGUUGCAGGAACAACAACCACAGAGUCUUUGACAACAACCACAGCUGCUUCAACAACAGGCACUGGCACAGAGGCGACCACUACCACCGCUUCUCACACAACUACUACAACUGCUCCAACAACAGCCACAGUUGCAGGAACAACAACCACAGAGUCUUUGACAACAACCACAGCUGCUUCAACAACAGGCACAGGCACAGAGGCGACCACUACCACCGCUUCUCACACAACUACCACCACUGCUCCAACAACAUCCACAUCAUUGACAACAACCACAGCUGCGUCAACAACAGGCACAGAGGCCACAACCACCACCGCUGCUGCCACAACUACUACAACUGCACCCACAACAGCCACAGUUGCAGGAACAACAACCACAGAGUCAUUGACAACAGGCACAGGCACAGAGGCCACAACUACCAACGCUGCUCCCACAACUACUACAACUGCUCCCACAACAGCCACAGUUGCAGGAACUACAACCACAGAGUCUUUGACAACAACCACAGCUGCUUCAACAACAGGCACAGAGGCCACAACUACCACCGCUGCUCCCACAACUACUACCACUGCACCCACAACA
This is a messenger RNA of Esox lucius (northern pike), 891 nucleotides long. Its product is annotated as cell wall protein DAN4-like. The record is from RefSeq and is a predicted model, not a curated record. NCBI's taxonomy places the organism in Eukaryota, Metazoa, Chordata, Actinopteri, Esociformes, Esocidae. The annotation marks the transcript as partial. The transcript has 2 exons.